Messenger RNA from Letharia columbiana, 984 nucleotides. RefSeq lists its product as uncharacterized. The transcript is spliced from 3 exons. Bases 1 to 984 code for a protein of 327 amino acids. Lineage: Eukaryota; Fungi; Ascomycota; Lecanoromycetes; Lecanorales; Parmeliaceae. The record is from RefSeq and is a predicted model, not a curated record.
AUGAAAUGGCUCAGGCGGACGUGGGAAAGCGAAGGCUGGUCUUCACGAGCGUACGAAUUGGAUCUCGAGAAGAACAUCGAGCUGGACGUGGUCAAUUUCGACGACUUUAGUGAAAACAACCUAGCUAUCAAGAAUGACGUCUACAACCACGGCGACUCUAUAUCAGCAGUUCAUCAUCGAGUCUCUUAUAAGCAUGGCAGAUUGCCCACAUUACGGGCAGCCCGCCAGCUACAACGGGCGUCGGGGAGCUCUAGGUUCGAAUUCGAUCGGGUCUUCGAGGCUUUUGAGCGUGCACGUUUCUCAAAGUUCAGCUUCAAUUUUGAACAUCACACCGACUUCAAAACAUUCUCGGAUGUCGUUGGUGCUGCGGAGGCGAAGCAAUCCUUCCGCUUUCAAGUUCAUCCCUUUGAGCCGACAUGGAGCAUCGUUCAGCACAAGACGCGGCCCCAAUGUCGAAGGAAAUGGAUCGGUGCUUUUGCCUGGCUUCCCCUUAUGCAUAAAUUUCGCUCGAUCCUCCUACAUAAUUCGCCAGUCACUCAUCAACACAGUCUUCACAACCUGCAGACGGCGCCCAAGGCAAGUCAGCCUCUUGCUGUGACAGAUCCUCCCCAACUCAAUCGCUUGAUCAAAGCGCUUCUGUACGAGCACAUCGUCCUCCACCCCAACGACUACCCGGUUCAAACUCCUUUUGAAAAUGGUCAUGAGGUUCGACGCUCGAACAUCGCGCGACUCUCUGCCACAUUGGCCGCCAAAUCCGAUCUUCGCUCCGUGAUCCGCACCUUCGAGAUGGGCCUAGAUUUUGUCGGCAUAGUCGGAAUGCGCGACUUCGCUACUCUACUUACCCGGGUGACAUCUCUGAGGCGGUUCCGUCCUUUCGGGGUAUCGUCUACCAGACCAGGUUCAGCGUUGCCGUACGCGGUAGUAUGGCCACUCGAUCGUGUGAGCGAAACACUGGAAAGCCUCGAUCUCAGCAGUAGCGACUGA